AUGCUAGGAGCGUGGAAAGAAUAUUUAGAGGAGAUCAACGACGAGUUUAAGCGUGUUAGGUUAGAGUUGGAGUCAUCCGAUGAAUUUCAAGGAGCACUAAGACAAUCAAUCAAAAAGGAAGAAGGUUCCUAUGGAUCGAUCGAAAAUCUAUAUCAAUCCGCACGCGCUGAAUUUGAGCUCACGUACCUGAAAAUCAAAGGAUUUCUAGUUUCGAAUAUACAAAAACCUUCAUCAUCUACCGCAAUAAUCGUGCAAUCCGCUACAAAUACCGUACAUUCGCGGGUGAAAUUUCCGGAAAUAAAACUUCCGCAUUUCGACGGAUCCAUUAGGGAAUGGCCCACAUUUAGGGAUACUUUUAAAUCGUUGAUCGGUUCCGCACCUCAGCUCAGCAAUGUGGACAAAUUUUCGUACUUAGUCUCAUCUUUAUCUAAAGAGGCUAAGCGUGUGAUCGAAGUAAUUGAGGUUACAUCAGCCAACUAUUCUAUCGCAUGGGAAUUAUUAGAAAAGAGGCUGAUCGAUGAAUAUGAGCGAAAUCUGAAAAUGCUCAAGAAGUUGGAUGAGCAUCCGGAUGACUGGAGUACUAUGCUCGUAUUCAUGCUCAGUUCUCGUCUAGAUCCCGUAACCAUGCGUAAUUGGGAGACACAUCGGAGGUCAACAAAUGUUCCUACGUACAUUGAACUCGUCGAUUUUCUGCGCGGUCAUAGUUUGGUCCUUCAGUCUGUUGCCGCAUCUAAGCCUCGACCAUCCGAUCCUCCUCGCAUGUCUUCCGCAUCUCGUUCCAACACUUUCAAACUAACGUCUGUGCAUUCAGCCGUGUCGCCGUCGCAGAAAACAUGUCCUUUCUGCAAGAAGUCACCUCAUUCACCGUUCCAGUGUGAAACCUUUCGCAAAAUGACCGCUACUGAGCGGUACGGAGCCACCAAGAAAAAUUCGCUCUGCAUUAAUUGCCUAUCGUCAUCUCAUCUCGUCAAGAGCUGUUCUAGUGGAGCUUGCCGUGUGUGUAAUCAAAAACACCAUACGAUGCUGCAUCAACGAACCAAUCCGCCAAAUAGCCAAUCAAACCAACCCCACCAAUCGAAGCUUCCGCCAUCUGGUUCGCAGUCAUCCUCCUCGUCCUACCCUCCAGCAAACCACUCACAGUCGUCUCACUCAAGCAAUCUACAUGCGUCUCCUGAGAACCCAGCCUCCACCGUCUCUGCAAUUUCGACAAGCCACUUUUCAUCAGCACCCAACGAGCAACAGCAUAUCGUCCCAACAACGGUGUUAUUGUCAACCGCACUAAUGAAAGUUUUUGAUGCUAGUGGACAGUUCCUGUGGGCCCGAGCUCUUCUGGAUUCAGGGUCGCAGCUUAACUUCAUAUCGGAGCAGCUUGUCCAAAAAUUGAAGCUGAAUCGUGCAAGGGAGUUCAUCCCAAUCAGUGGUGUUGGACUUUCGUCUACUUUAUCCAAAUAUUCUACUACCGUUCGUAUCCAGUCCCAUCACCCUGGUUUUGAUACCAGUUGGAAAUUCCACGUUCUUCCUAAGAUCACGAUGGAAUUACCAAAUCAAGUCGUCGAUGUGUCAAGCUUCAAGUUUCCUUCGGACAUCGUGCUAGCGGAUCCUUCAUUCAGUCAACCCGGUCCAAUAGAUUUAAUUUUCGGCGUAGAAAACUUCUACGAUCUUCUAAGGGAUGGUCAAUUACAGAACGGUCCCGGAGAACCUAUUCUUCAAAACACUGCACUAGGAUGGGUGGUGUCUGGAAAGGUCAGAUCUGGAAGGAUAAAAUCAUCAGUCAUCAAUCUCGCUUGUUCAAUAGCCACAAUCGAGGAGCAGCUAGCUCGGUUUUGGGAAAUCGAGUCAUGCCGCACUACCAGUACGUUCUCAUUGGAGGAAGCUGCAUGUGAGGAACAUUUCGCCAGAACAACUUUCCGAGAUCCUAAUGGUCGUUUCGUCGUCGCUUUCCCUAAACGGGAAUCAACUUUUUCCAAACUCGGGAGUUCGAAAGAAAUUGCUACUCGUCGUUUCUUAUCUUUGGAACGAAGACUUCUCGCUAAUCCUGCUCUGAAGGAUAAUUAUUCAGCAUUCAUUCGUGAGUAUGCGGAGCUCGGAGAUGACAGCAUUACCACGAAGUUGAGAGUGGUAUUCGAUGCAUCAUGUCCAACGAAUACUGGGGUGUCUCUUAAUGAUACCCUCAUGGUUGGUCCGCAGAUACAAGACGAUCUGGUUGCCAUACUCCUUCGAUUUCGAUUUCCUCAGUACGCUAUCAUCUCUGACAUCGAGAAUAUGUACAGACAAAUCAGGAUGUCUCUCCUCGAUCAGCAACUCCUACUGAUUCUUUGGAGAGAGUCACCUUUGGAACCUAUAAAGACAUACCGACUGACCACAGUAACAUAUGGUACUUCAUCGGCCCCGUACCUCGCGACUAAAUGUUUACAGCAACUCUCGGAAAUUGGAUCCAAGAGCCAUCCUGUAGCUGCGGCUGUAAUGGGCAAGGAUUUUUAUAUGGAUGACUUACUCACAGGUACCAACACUGCUGAAGAAGGUCAAGCGCUCAUCCAACAGCUUCUUCAGCUGACGCAAUCAGCAGGGCUACAGCUUCAUGAUUUUCGUUUCGAGGUACCGCAGCACGGCAACAGUUUACCGAUCACUAAACGAAUCGUCCUUUCCGAUAUCGCACGGCUUUUCGAUCCCCUGGGGCUGGUCGGUCCAAUGGUGGUGCAAGCAAAGCUGUUCAUGCAGGAACUUUGGAGAGAAGGGAAGACCUGGGAUGACGAGCCCAACGAUUCUGCUCAACGCAAAUGGAUAGAAUUUCAUGACAACCUCGAAGGCCUCGGAAAGCUUAGUGUUCCACGGUGGGUAACGGCCACGUCGUCAGUCGUAUCAUUGGAGUUACAUGGCUUCUGCGAUGCCUCUACGCAUGCAUAUGGCGCAUGCAUCUAUGUGCGGGCAGUUUCGACGAACGGAGACAUAUUUACCAACCUCCUAACCGCAAAGUCCAAGGUUGCUCCACUUGGAAACUCCAUGCGAAAUCCUACGGUAUGUCUGCCCCGACUCGAGCUCUCUGCGGCUCUGCUUCUCAGCCACCUUUUCGAAAAGGUUGAGUCUAGCGUGAAUCUUCAAGUAAAAUGUUUCUUUUGGACUGAUUCGACGAUAGUAUAUUAUUGGCUGUCGUCUAGCCCAUCGCGUUGGAAAACAUUUGUGGCAAAUCGGGUCUCGGAAAUCCAGCAAUUAACGGCUAGAGGCAUCUGGGGACACGUGCCUGGUUUGGAAAACCCCGCUGAUAUCGUUUCCCGCGGUAUGUCUCCGGAGGAAUUGAAGGAUUUCACCGCCUGGUGUAAUGGACCUGAUUGGCUUCGCCAACCGUCUCGAUUUUGGCCAUCAAUUAGCGCUCCAGUACACCAUGAACUUCCACCGGACCAGUUGGAAGAAAGAUCCAUAGCGUUACCGGUUCAACUCCUACCUCCCAACGAACUAUUUUUAUUAUAUUCAUCCUUCACGAAGCUCCUGCGUAUUUCUGCACUGAUACGCAGAUUCAUACACAACUUGAAGUCACGAGACCGAGAAGUGCGACAUAAUGGACCCAUAACUACGGCUGAACUUCGUGAGGCAACAGAAAACCUCGUUCGAAUCGCACAGGAAGAACGGUUUACUCAAGAUUUUAAAGAUAUAUCUCGCGAUGGACAGGUCAAGAAAAAUUCGAGGCUGAAGGCUCUUUUUCCGCUGAUAGCCAACGACAUAUUGCGCGUCGGGGGUCGGCUGCGAAACGCUCCAGUAACGUAUAACCAGCGUCAUCCGAUGAUCCUCCCAGAUCGACAUACGUUGACUGAGCUGAUCCUAAGGUUCUAUCAUCUUAACCUUCUCCAUGCUGGACCUCAGUUAAUGACAGCAGCGGUUCGGGAACGAUUUUGGCCGCUGCGUGUUCGCAAUCUUGCACGACAGUUUUGCGAUUGCGAUGUCGUGAUGAAUCUUGUCGAAUGUAGCAGUCAAGUCCGUAUAGGCAUCAGUGAACUCAUGGGGGAAUUGCCAUCAGAACGUGUAACACCAACAUUUCCGAUCCUACGAACGGGAGUCGAUUACUGCGGACCUUUUUACUACCGUCCGAUACAACGAGGAGCUCCCGUUAAAUGUUAUAUCGCCAUUUUCGUAUGCCUAGUAACGAAAGCGGCUCACGUUGAAUGUGUUACAGAUCUAUCAAGCCAGGCAUUCAUCGCCGCAUUGCGACGCUUCGUUGCCCGAUGGGGCAGGCCAGAACUGAUCGAGUGCGACAAUGCCCUAAACUUCAGAGGAGCCAAGCGAGAGCUCGAUGAGCUCACUCGGUUGUUCGAAACCCAACAACAUCAACACCGCGUAACCAGUAGCUGUGCCAACGACGGCAUUGCCUUCAAAUUCAUACCUCCGAGGUCUCCAAACUUUGGAGGUCUCUGGGAGGCUGCCGUAAAGUCUCUCAAGAAACAUCUCCGCAGUACUCUUGGGAACGUUAUCCUCUACCUAGACAGUUUCUUGACUCUGAUCACCCAAAUAGAAUCCUGUCUCAAUUCUCGUCCGCUUACACAGCUCUCGGCUGAUCCUAACGACCUGGAGGUACUCACUCCUGGGCAUUUCCUGGUCCAUCGUCCGCUUGUCGCGGUCCCUGAGCCUAGUUUGGAAGGCAUCUCGAUGAACCGUCUCGACAGAUGGCAGCAAACACAGGAGUACGUCCGUCGAAUUUGGAAGCAGUGGCAGACAGACUACCUCUCUGGGCUGCAACCUCGGACACGCUGGACCCAGCGCCUGGACAAUGUCAAGCUGGACACGAUGGUUCUCUUAAAAGACGAAAAUCUUCCGCCGCUCAAGUGGAGACUAGGGCGGGUGACACAAAUAUUCAGAGGCGAUGACAACAAUAUUCGGGUGGUAACGGUCCGGACGAAAGAUGGCGAGUUUCGGCUUUCCAUCACCAAGAUCUGCGUGUUACCCACUUACCAACCCAGUGGAGAUCUAGCAUCAUCCGCUAACCUUCAAGAAGGAAACUAG
Molecule: messenger RNA, 4989 nt
Organism: Toxorhynchites rutilus septentrionalis
Lineage: Eukaryota; Metazoa; Arthropoda; Insecta; Diptera; Culicidae
Exons: 5
Coding region: 1-4989 (1662 amino acids)
Biological process (GO): DNA integration
Molecular function (GO): nucleic acid binding
Source: RefSeq, a predicted model, not a curated record